GCCCGGCGGCCACGUGGUGGUGCUGCCGCUGCCCGAGCCCCGCCGGCCCAGCCCGGGAGCCACGGCGCCCACUGACCCCGCGGCGGGAGGAGGAGGAGAAGGAGGAGGGACGAGGCGCAGGAAGCGGAGCAGGAAGCGAGCCCGGCGGCCGCGCUUUCCUAGGAAGCGGCAGGCGGGGUGGCGCGCCCGGCAGGGCUGGGGAGCGGCCGCCUCGAUGGGGUGUUGAAGAGUCUCCUAGGACUUUGGAAGGUUGAAUGGACUAAACAUGAAGAGUCUGAAAGCAAAGUUCAGGAAGAGUGAUACCAAUGAGUGGAACAAGAAUGAUGACCGCCUGCUGCAGGCCGUGGAGAAUGGCGAUGUGGAAAAGGUGGCCUCGCUGCUGGGCAAGAAGGGGGCCAGCGCCACCAAGCAGGACAGCGAGGGCAAGACCGCUUUUCAUCUUGCUGCUGCGAAAGGACAUGUGGAAUGUCUCCGGGUCAUGUUUACACAUGGUGUGGAUGUGACUGUCCAAGACACUACUGGACACAGUGCUUUACACCUUGCUGCCAAAAACGGCCAUCAUGAGUGCAUCAGGAAGCUCCUUCAGUCUAAAUGCCCAGCUGAAGGUAUUGACAGCUCUGGGAAAACAGCUUUACAUUAUGCAGCGGCACGGGGCUGCCUUCAAGCUGUGCAGGUCCUCUAUGAGCACAAGAGCCCUGUAAACCUCAAGGAUUUGGAUGGGAACAUACCACUGCUUCUUGCAGUACAAAAUGGCCAUACUGAAGUCUGUUGCUUUCUCCUGGAUCAUGGAGCAGAUGUCAAUUCCAGGGACAAAAAUGGAAGAACUGCUCUUAUGCUGGCUUGUGAGAUUGGCAACUUGAACAUUGUGGAAGCCUUAAUUAAAAAGGGUGCAGACAUAAACCUUGUAGAUUCUCUUGGACACAAUGCCUUACAUUAUUCCAAACUCUCGGAAAAUGCAGGAAUUCAAAGCCUUCUAUUAUCAAAAAUCUCUCAGGAUGCUGAUUUAAAGACCCCAACAAAACCAAAGCAGCAUGAACAAGUCUCUAAAAUAAGCUCAGAAAGAAGUGGAACUCCAAAAAAACGCAAAGCUCCACCACCUCCUAUCAGUCCUACCCAGUUGAGUGAUGUAUCUUCCCCAAGAUCAAUAACUUCAACACCACUUUCGGGAAAGGAAUCACUAUUUUUUGCAGAACCACCCUUUAAGGCUGAGAUUAGUUCCAUACGAGAAAACAAAGACAGACUAAGUGACAGUACUACAGGUGGUGAUAGUUUAUUGGAUAUAAGUUCUGAAGCUGAUCAGCAAGAUCUUCUUGUCCUAUUGCAAGCAAAAGUUGCUUCCCUUACCUUACACAAUAAGGAGUUACAAGAUAAAUUACAAGCCAAAUCACCCAAGGACACGGAAGGAGAUCUGAGCAUUGGCUCUUUGCAUUCUACUCAGUCUGAUUUGGCCCCUUCCCUGAGCAAACCUAGUGAUGCUGAUCCCCCAGACUCCAAAUCAUCUCCAUCUGGUGUGACACAUUCUGCAGACAGCAGUAUCAGAAUUCAGCAACUACAAGAGAGUUUGCAAGACUUGCAGAAGAGAUUGGAGAGCUCUGAGACAGAGAGGAAACAGCUACAGACCGAGCUCCAAACCCGAAGGACGGAACUAGUGUGCUUGAAUAACACAGACAUGUCAGAGAAUGGCUCUGACCUCAGUCAGAAACUUAAAGAAACUCAGAGCAAGUAUGAGGAGGCCAUGAAAGAAGUCCUCAGUGUGCAGAAGCAGAUGAAACUGGGUCUCCUGUCACAUGAGAGUGUGGAUAGCUAUUCAUGUCUCCAUGACUUGAGGGUCACCGAUGAGAAAAUAGAUGUGCUAAAGCGAGAUCUGCAGAAUGCAUUAGAAGAAAGUGAAAGAAAUAAAGAGAAAGUGAGAGAGUUAGAGGAAAAACUUGUGGAGAGAGAGAAAGGUGCAGUGAUUAAGCCACCUGUGGAAGAGUAUGAGGAAAUGAAAAGUUCAUAUUGCUCUGUUAUUGAGAAUAUGAAUAAGGAGAAAGUGUUUUUGUUUGAGAAAUACCAAGAGGCCCAAGAAGAAAUAAUGAAAUUGAAAGAUACACUAAAAAUUCAGAUAACACAAGAAGCUAGUGAUGAAGCUGGAGACAUGAAAGAGGCCAUGAACAGGAUGAUAGAUGAACUUAAUAAACAGGUAAGUGAGUUGUCGCAGCUGUACAAAGAAGCCCAGGCUGAGCUGGAGGAUUAUAGGAAGAGGAAGUCUUUAGAGGAUGUAACAGCUGAAUAUAUUCACAAAGCAGAACAUGAGAAACUGAUGCAAGUGUCAGAUGUAUCCAGGGCUAAAGCAGAAGAGGCACUGUCUGAAAUGAAGUCUCAGUAUUCAAAAGUGUUAAAUGAGUUGACCCAGCUCAAACAACUGGUAGAUACACAGAAAGAGAACUUUGUGUCCAUCACAGAACAUUUGCAAGUGAUAACCACCCUUCGGACAACUGGGAAAGAGAUGGAAGAAACAAUAGGCAGGCUUAAAGAGCACCUUGCAAGCAAGGAAGUGGAAGUGGCAAAGCUGGAGAAGCAACUUCUAGAGGAGAAAGCUGCUAUGACCGAUGCAAUGGUGCCCAGGUCUUCCUACGAAAAGCUCCAGUCAUCCCUAGAGAGUGAGGUGAGUGUGCUAACGUUGAAUCUGAAGGAGUCGGUAAAAGAGAAAGAGAAAGUCCAUUCAGAGGUUUCCCAGGUUCGGAGUGAAGUCUCACAGGUGAAAAGGGUAAAGGAAAACAUUCAGACUCUCUUGAAAUCCAAAGAGGAAGAAGUAAAUGAACUUCUGCAAAAAUUCCGGCAAGCUCAGGAAGAAAUUGCAGAAAUGAAAAGAUAUUCUGAGAGCUCUUCAAAACUGGAGGAAGAUAAAGAUAAAAAGAUAAAUGAGAUGUCAAAGGAAGUCACGAAAUUGAAGGAGGCCCUGAACAGCCUCUCACAGCUCUCCUACUCAACAAGCUCAUCCAAAAGACAGAAUCAGCAACUGGAAGUGCUGCAGCAGCAGGUCAAACAGCUACAGAAUCAGCUGGCUGAAUGCAAGAAACAUCAUCAGGAAGUCAUAUCAGUUUACAGAAUGCAUCUUCUGUAUGCUGUGCAGGGCCAGAUGGAUGAAGAUGUCCAGAAAGUACUGAAACAAAUCCUGACCAUGUGUAAAAACCAGUCCCAGAAGAAGUAAAGUGGAUUCCUUGGCAAGA
Messenger RNA from Heterocephalus glaber (naked mole-rat), 3212 nucleotides. It is a transcript of the gene Rai14, whose product is annotated as retinoic acid induced 14. Gene Ontology annotation, cellular component: membrane. The record is from RefSeq and is a predicted model, not a curated record. Lineage: Eukaryota; Metazoa; Chordata; Mammalia; Rodentia; Bathyergidae. Gene Ontology annotation, molecular function: actin binding. Gene Ontology annotation, biological process: signal transduction.